This is a messenger RNA of Artibeus jamaicensis (Jamaican fruit-eating bat), 6074 nucleotides long. RefSeq names its product tubulin tyrosine ligase like 5 (gene TTLL5). Bases 571 to 4371 code for a protein of 1266 amino acids. Gene Ontology annotation, molecular function: tubulin binding; tubulin-glutamic acid ligase activity. Lineage: Eukaryota; Metazoa; Chordata; Mammalia; Chiroptera; Phyllostomidae. The transcript is spliced from 32 exons. The record is from RefSeq and is a predicted model, not a curated record. Gene Ontology annotation, biological process: microtubule cytoskeleton organization; protein polyglutamylation. Gene Ontology annotation, cellular component: cilium.
UUCUGUCAGUCCUCGCUCUUAUUGGCUGUUCCCGUUCUGCUCGAGCAGGAGAUGGGGCGUGAACCCUUACUGCCAAUCAGCGGUUGCCGCUGUUCAAGUCUCACCCAGGGUACGCCGCUCACACCGUAAACCCGCCUGUUGAGCGUGGCGGAAGAACUCUAGGCUCGGAUUCAACCCUUUGUGGGCGGUGGAAAAAUCAUCGGAGAGAAGAAGAUUCUUCUGCGGAUAUCAGGCUCUGAGCCCGCGCUGCGCGGUGGUGACGACAUUCUUCUGCGCCCGAAGCCGAGCGUUGUCCGCACCGGGUGGCGGGCGCCUGCGCAGUGGCUCCGAGCGGGCGGUUGCUUGUUGGUUGUUGUAGUAACGGGGGAAGCAGCCGUCCGCUGCAGCAGUGAGCCGGGCUGGGGAAGGAAGAGAGAAGUUGUCGCAGAGCGCGAUCCCGGCCUGCCUGCCCCGGAGCAAUGGGAAGAUGAGACAGGUAUCUGUGCCACCCAAACUGUUUGAUCCUGUGAAUCUGCAAGGAAAGGUCUCUGAGGCCCCUGUCUGCUGACUGCAUGACAAACCCUAAAGGAAAUGCCAAUCGUGAUGGCCCGGGACCUGGAGGAAACAGCAUCGUCCUCAGAGGAUGAGGAGGUGGUAAACCAAGAGGAUCAUCCAUGUAUCAUGUGGACUGGAGGCUGCAGGAGAAUCCCAGUUCUGGUGUUCCACGCUGAGGCGAUUCUGACAAAGGACAGCAAUAUUCGAGUGAUUGGAGAACGUUACCAUUUGUCUUACAAGAUUGUGCGAACAGACAGUCGCCUCGUACGCAGCAUUCUGACAGCCCACGGAUUUCAUGAAGUUCACCCAAGCAGCACUGACUAUAACCUCAUGUGGACAGGAUCCCACCUGAAGCCCUUCUUGCUUCGCACCCUCUCUGAAGUGCAAAAGGUUAAUCACUUUCCCAGGUCAUAUGAACUAACCCGGAAGGACCGACUGUACAAAAACAUCGUUCGAAUGCAGCAUACGCAUGGAUUUAAGACUUUUCACAUUCUCCCUCAGACCUUCCUGCUGCCAGCUGAGUACGCGGACUUCUGCAAUUCAUACUCAAAGGAUCGGGGACCUUGGAUAGUAAAACCAGUGGCCUCCUCUAGGGGGCGGGGUGUCUACCUGAUCAACAAUCCGAACCAGAUUUCCCUGGAAGAGAACAUGCUGGUCUCCCGUUACAUUAACAACCCCCUGCUCAUAGACGAUUUCAAGUUCGACGUGCGCCUCUAUGUGCUCGUGACUUCCUACGACCCUCUUGUCAUCUAUCUCUAUGAGGAAGGACUGGCCCGGUUUGCAACUGUGCGAUAUGACCAAGGAGCCAAGAACAUUCGGAACCAGUUCAUGCACCUGACGAACUACAGUGUGAACAAGAAGAGCGGGGACUACGUCAGUUGUGAUGAUCCGGAAGUGGAGGAUUAUGGGAACAAGUGGAGCAUGAGUGCCAUGCUGAGGUACCUGAAACAAGAGGGCAGAGACACAACUGCGCUCAUGGCCAGUGUGGAAGACCUGAUCAUUAAGACGAUAAUCUCUGCCGAACUAGCCAUCGCCACAGCCUGUAAAACCUUCGUUCCUCACCGCAGCAGUUGUUUUGAACUCUAUGGCUUUGACGUGCUCAUAGAUUCUACUCUGAAGCCAUGGUUGUUGGAAGUGAAUCUCUCUCCUUCUUUGGCUUGUGAUGCGCCGCUGGACCUAAAGAUUAAAGCCAGUAUGAUUUCCGACAUGUUCACUGUCGUCGGAUUUGUGUGCCAAGAUCCUGCCCAGAGGGCAUCAAACCGGCCAAUUUAUCCCACCUUUGAGUCUUCCAGGCGAAACCCUUUUCAGAAACCUCAGCGUUCCCGUCCACACUCUGCCAGUGACGCGGAGAUGAAAAACCUCGUGGGUUCAGCCCGGGAGAAGGUGCCGGGAAAGUUAGGUGGUUCUGUGCUUGGUCUUUCAAUGGAGGAGAUCAGAGUUUUACGGAGGGUGAAGGAAGAGAAUGAUCGGAGAGGUGGAUUUAUUCGCAUAUUCCCUACAUCAGAGACAUGGGAAAUAUAUGGGUCCUACCUUGAACACAAGACCUCCAUGAACUAUAUGCUGGCCACACGUCUUUUCCAGGACAGGGGAAUCCCAAGAAGAGGCUUAUUGGCAGGAAGAACACGAACAACUACAGAUGGAACACCGGAACUGAAGGUAGAGAGUAUGAAUUCAAAAGCAAAGCUGCACGCUGCUCUUUAUGAGAGGAAGCUCUUGUCUUUGGAGGUGCGAAAGCGUAAGCGACGGAAUGGGAAGCGGAGGGCAGCAAGGCCGAAGUACCCAGUGAUUACCCAACCAGCUGAAAUGAAUGUUAAAACUGAGACAGACAGUGAAGAGGAGGAAGAAGCUGCAUUGGACAAUGAAGAUGAAGAACAGGAAGCUUCCCAGGAGGAGUUUGCAGGGUCCCUUGGAGAAAAUCAAGCCAAAUACACAUCCUCAUUGACCAUUAUGGUAGAAAAUUCACCCAAAAAAAAAGCCGGGAAAGUUCCUGAAUGGACUAAUAAAGGUGAACAAUGCUGCAAAAUUGAGACUCAGGAGCCAGAACCCAAAUUUAACCUGAUACAGAUUCUGCAAGAUAAUGGCAAUCUUAGCAAAGUGCAGGCCCGAACGGCGUUCUCCGCCUAUCUCCAGCACGUCCAGACCCGCCUCACGAAAGACAGUGGGUGUCAGACGUUCAGUGCCAGCUGGGCUGCCAAAGAAGAUGAACAGAUGGAGCUAGUGGUUCGUUUCCUCAAGCGAGCGUCAAGUAACCUCCAGAACUCACUGAGGAUGGUGCUGCCCAGUCGACAGCUGGCACUUCUGGAACGCAGAAGAAUCCUGGCCCACCAACUAGGUGACUUUAUCAUUGUGUACAACAAGGAAACAGAACAAAUGGCUGAAAAGAAAUCAAAGAAGAAACUUGAGGAAGAAGAGGAAGAUGGGGUGAACGUGGAAAAUUUUCAGAAGUUCAUCAAACAAGCAAGUGAGGCUGAGCUGGAGGAAGUGUUGACUUUUUAUACCCAAAAAAACAAGUCUGCAAGUGUCUUCCUGGGGACUCACUCAAAGACUGCUAAAAACAGCAACAAUUAUUCCGAUAGCGGGGCAAAGGGUGAUCACCCGGAGACGAUGGAAGAAGUGAAAAUAAAGCAGCCCAAACUGCAACAGGCACCAGAAAUUCACUCUGAUAAAUUAUCUCGAUUUACCACUUCAGCAGAAAAAGAGGUUAAAUUAGUCUAUGCCAAUUCUUCCGCUGCUGUUCUUUCCGGUCCUGCUGCCACUCUUCCCCAGAAGAUUCCCAACACCCAUUUGUCAUCUGUUAUUACAACCUCUGACCUCUCCCCAGGGCCUGGCCACCAUUCUUCUUUAUCUCAGAUUCCUCCCGCCAUCCCCAGCAUGCCUCACCAGCCAGCAAUUUUACUGAACAGAGUCCCUGACAGUACUGGGCCCUCCAUACACUCUGGGACGCAGAACGCACCCAGUCCUGCUGGUCUGCCACGCUGUCGGUCAGGCAGUUACACCAUUGGCCCCUUUUCCUCCUUCCAAAGUGCCGCGCACAUCUAUAGCCAGAAACUGGCUCGUCCCUCUUCAGCAAAGGCAGCAGGUUCAGGUCAUCCAAACAAGCAGCAUGCAGGAGUAGCCAAAAUGCAGAAGGAAGGAGAAGAUGUUUCGUACAGCAGGCGGUACAACCAGAGUAUGGUGACGGCCGAGCUCCAGCGGCUGGCGGAGAAGCAGGCGGCGAGGCAGUACGCGCCCUCCACUCAUAUCAGUCUCCUCACCCAGCAGGUAGCAAACCUGAAUUUGGCAAGUGGCAUCAUAAACAGAAGCAGCGCUUCAACUCCCCCAACCCUGCGGCCUGUCCUCAGUCCUGGUGGCCCGGUGUGGUCAAUGCCGGCAGACCCCCAAGCCCCUGAGAGCCACUCCACCCCUCCUGGAAGCAGGAGCCUCCAAAUCGGGGGAUUUGCCUGGGAGGGAGAGGUAGAGAACAACGCGUACAGCAGGGCCACUGGCGUGGCCCCCCAGCACAAGUACCACCCUACCGCAGGCAGUUACCAGCUCCACUUUGCUCUGCAGCAACUCGAACAACAAAAACUUCAGUCUCGGCAACUUCUGGACCAGAGUCGAGCCCGGCAUCAGGCAAUCUUUGGCAGCCAGACACUACCUAACUCCAGUUUAUGGACAAUGAAUAAUGGUGCAGCUUGCAGAAUUUCAAGUGCCACAGUUAGUGGCCAGAAGCCAACCACUCUGCUACAAAAAGUGGUGCCACCUCCAAGUUCCUCCUCCCUGGUCCCCAAACCCCCAUCCAAUCACAAACAAGUCCUAAGAAAGGCAACAUCCCAGAGGUCUUCCAAUGUGGCAUAGAAAACCCUGUAGUUUCCACCAAAAAACUACUUGACCUUAUAAGUGAAUUUGGCAAAAUAGCAGGAUACAAAGUCAAUAUUCAGAAAUCCAUGACAUUUUUGUACACCAACAAUAACCUAUAAGAAAAAAAUCUCAUUUACUAUAGCAACAUGAACCAUAAAAGGAAUAAAUUUAAUGGAGAUAAAAGACCUGUACUUGGAAAACUAUACAACACUGAAGAAAGAAAUUGAGGAAGAUACAAAUAAGUGGAAGCAUGUACCAUGUUCAUGGAUCGGAAGAAUUAACAUCAUUAAAAUGUCCAUACUAUCCAAAGCAAUCUAUAGAUUCAAUUCCUAUUAAAAUACCAAUGGCAUAUUUCACAGACCUAGAACAAAUAUUUUAGAACUUUAUAUGGAACCAAAAAAGACCCCAAAUAGCCUCAGCAAUCUUGAGAAAGAAGAACAAAGUUGGAGGGAUUACAAUGUCCAAUAUAAAACUAUACUACAAGGCCACUAUAUCAAAACAGUCUGGUACUGGCAUAAGAACCAACACAUUGAUCAAAGGAACAGAAUAAAGAGCCCAGAAAUAAACCCAUGUCUCUAUGGGUUUAUUUGACAAAGGGGGCACAAGCAUACAAUGAGGUAAAAACAGCCUCUUCAAUAAAUGGUGUUGGGAGAACUGGACUGGUACAUACAAAAAAAUGAAACUAGACUACCAGCUUUCACCACACACGAAAAUAAACUCAAAAUGGAUAAAAGACUUAAAUAUAAAUCAUGAUACCUUAAAAAUCCUAGCAGAAAACAGGCAGUAAAAUUUCAGAUAUCCUAUGUAGCAAUAUUUUUGCUAAUACAUCUCCUAGGGCAAGGGAAAUAAAGGAAAAAACAAAUGGGACUACAUCAAAUUAAAAAGCUUCUGCACAGCUAAAGAAACCAUCAUCAAAAUGAAAAGGGAACUGACCGUAUGGGAGAACAUACUUUCUGAUGAAACAUCAAAUAAGGGUUUGAUCUCCAAAAUAUAUAAAGAACUCAUAUGACUCAAUAACAGUAAGAUAAACAAUCCAAUUAAAAAAUGGGCAAAGGACCUGAAUAGACACUUUGCCAAGGAGGACAUAGAUGGCCCAUACACAUAUGAAAAAAUGCUCAACAUCACUAGCCGUCAGAGACAUGCAUAUUAAAACCACAGUGACAUAUCACCCCACACCUGCCAGAAUGGCUGUCAUUAAAAAAAUCAGCAAACAAGUAAUGGUGAGGAUAUGAGGAAAAGGAAGCCCAAGUGUACUGUUGGUAGGAAUGCAGACUGGUGUGGCCACUAUGGAAAAACAGUAUGGAAUUUCCUCAAAAAACUAAAAAUGGAACUGCCUUUUAAGCCAGCAAUCAAAACACCUAAGAAUCCCAAGCCACCAAUUCAAAAGGACUUACGCACUCCCAUGUUCACAGCAGUGAAAAGGCAAGUGCUAGAAACAACCUCAGUGCCGUCGGUAAAUGAGUGGAUCAGAAAAACUGGGGUACAUUUCCACAAUGAAACACUAUGCAGCAGAAAGAAAAAAGGAAUCCCUACAUUUUGCAACAGUGUGGUUGGAACUGAAGACUAUUAUGCUAAGUGAAAUAAGCCAGUCCAUGAAAAACAAAUACUAAACAAUCUCACUUAUAUGAAGAAUCAAAUGAACAAAAUAAACUAAUGAACAAAAUAAAACCAGAGACAUGGAAACAUGAACAGACUGACAG